UUUGCUGCUCGGUACUUUCUCCUCCACUCAUUUUUUUCCCUGUUUUUUCUGUAAUCUUUUUUCUUCCUUUUGACAGAUGCAGAAUUUUGGUUUGGAGAUUUUGAUUCAUUCUUCCUUGGCUUGCAUUUGUUUGUUGAUUUAUAAGAGUUGAACAAAGGGAUAAUGGCAAUGAGAGCACUGGUUCCCACGCAUCCUCUACCACCACCACCACAUCUUUGCCCUCCAUUCUCUUGCCAUCUUAAAUCCUCCUUGCAGAUGCCUCAAAAGGUUCUCCACCAUAGCAUCAGCAGAAGAGUAGUAACUAUAGUGGCAAUGGCAACAGCUCUGUUGGCAAAAGAAGCAAUUUUAAGCAAAAAAAUUGCGAAUGCAUUUGACUUCAGAUUGGUAGCUCCUGAUCAGACAUCUGAAGAGGCAGAGAGUGUAGUACGGAGUCAUGCCGAAGAUUUGUUAAGCAUCAAAGAUUUGUUAGAGGCAGAGUCUUGGAAGGAACUGCAGAAGGCACUGCGAAUAAGCUCUUCAAACUUGAAGCGGGAUAUCUAUACCAUUAUCCAAGCCAAACCUGGAAGUCAGAGGCCUCAACUGAGGAAGCUUUAUUACACUCUCUUCGACAAUGUCACUAAACUAGAUUAUGCAGCAAGGGAUAGGGAUGCAGCAGUUGUGCGGCAGUGCUACGGAAACAUUGUUGAGACCCUUGGCAACAUUUUGUCUAGAAUAUAAGGGAUUACUAUCCCAGCUUGCGCUUGGAACUUUAGGAACGAGUUGAGCUUAAGCUUUACAAGACGACGUCAGGCUUCACUCUUCUCCUAUGCAGAAGACAAGUGCAACCAAAGCUGUGAGCAAAGGUAGUAAGAACCAAGCAAUGAUACUCCUCUGUCUUUCCUAAAAUUUUCAGUAAUUAUUGAGAUCAGCGAUUUCAAAGCUGAUGCUCUACAUUUAGCCAUAAAUUUAGGUGAUAUGUGGGACUAACUCACUUGUAAUAUCAUUGCUUGAACGCCUAUGAAUGGGGAUGAGAUAUAUUUUUUCGUCGUCCUUUCUAUUUGUUUCUGCACUACCUUGUACUCCACCAUACAUUUA
Messenger RNA from Tripterygium wilfordii, 1074 nucleotides. Its product is annotated as psbQ-like protein 3, chloroplastic. Gene Ontology annotation, cellular component: photosystem II; photosystem II oxygen evolving complex; extrinsic component of membrane. The record is from RefSeq and is a predicted model, not a curated record. The transcript is spliced from 3 exons. Gene Ontology annotation, biological process: photosynthesis; photosynthetic electron transport chain. Gene Ontology annotation, molecular function: calcium ion binding. Lineage: Eukaryota; Viridiplantae; Streptophyta; Magnoliopsida; Celastrales; Celastraceae. Bases 163 to 717 code for a protein of 184 amino acids.